CGUGUUCGAAGCAGAUUUUCUACACACGGAAAGAGAAAAGGCGUCUUACCUACAGCCUUGAUUUGGUCAAGCGGCAUCUUUCUCUCGUUAUUUGGCCAAUAACAAUUUCUCCGGAGACGUCUCUGUCGUUGUCUCCCUGACUAGCUCAUGGAGUUCUCCGUAGCCAACUCUAAAAGUCGUGCAGACCCAUAGGAACCUUUUUGUCGCGUCCAAAUCCGGACGAAAGCAGACCUUCUCGGUCGUCGUUUCUCGGUCAGUCCAGCUGUUCCGAUCUUCUGGGCAGGCAAAGUCUGGGGCCAGCCGCCAGCUCGAUACCUACUACUUUGACCCAUGGCAGCCUUGCUACGUUUGGCAGUUCUCCCGUGUACGCCCUCAGCCCCCGCCGUCAUGACAGCUGCCGCCUCACAGACCGAGGACCUGACGAAGAGGCUAGUCUGUAGGUUACUCCGUGCACUAUCCCCUUUCCUCACUUUCAGCCCGACUGUGGCGGCCGCCAUCUCACACGAGCCACAGUUUAUUCUUCUCUUCGCCUUUCGGGCUAAUCGGUCAAGCCUCAUGUUGCUUGAGCGAGCAUGGCAUCUCCAAGAGAAUAGUCGCGGCGUAGCCGGAAUCCAAGAAGACCGUUACCCUCCGAUCAGAUUGUCCGUGAUAUCCACGCAUCUCGUACUUCAGGCUAGAGACCAAAGAGUCUUCGGGGCUCUGGGGCGUACAACGCGUCUGCUAUCGCUAGCUCGCGCGUCUAUCCGCCUUGUCCUGACAUUGCAAUCGACCAAUAACGACGACGAGAAGUCCGAGGGCCCCCACGUCGCGCCUGGUGAACAGACACCAGACCUCAUGGACGUUGGUGAACAACCCAGCAGACUGGUGAUCGUAUUAAUCAAGCGGCCGCCAGGGGAAAAGACCUUCCAAAUACCUUGAGCCACAGGAAAGCCGGCCAGAUGCCCCGAAGCCCUCAUGUUGACGCCUUCAGAGGAAUCCCCACGAUAUCUCCAGCCACUUGACAGCGCAUGCAGAAGGGACCAACUCUAGAUCGAGUCGAAGACCUUCCCAGGUGAUCAUCAUCCUCACCCUCAUACCUUUG
Molecule: messenger RNA, 1081 nt
Organism: Colletotrichum godetiae
Lineage: Eukaryota; Fungi; Ascomycota; Sordariomycetes; Glomerellales; Glomerellaceae
Exons: 2
Coding region: 331-918 (195 amino acids)
Source: RefSeq, a predicted model, not a curated record